Molecule: messenger RNA, 387 nt
Organism: Rhopalosiphum maidis (corn leaf aphid)
Lineage: Eukaryota; Metazoa; Arthropoda; Insecta; Hemiptera; Aphididae
Exons: 1
Coding region: 1-387 (128 amino acids)
Source: RefSeq, a predicted model, not a curated record
AUGGAAUUGCAAAAUAUUAUAAGUGAAAAACAAAAGCAUUUGAAAAUAAUUGAUAAUUAUAAGUUCUGUUUCCAUAAAUGUUUGGCUAAUAAUAUUCAACGUUGGAAAUGUACGAUGAAAACAUGUAAAGCAUAUUUAAAAAUUAAUGAGAAUGAUUAUGUCUUACUUAACGUGAGUGACACUGCCCACAACCACGACGCACUAUCUGAAGCAAUUAUAAAUCGGCAAAUUGUUAGUAAUUCUCUUAAACGAAAAGGUAUACAAGAGUUAUAUGAAAGACCAGUUAAACUAAUGCAUCGACAUUUAAAAGAAAGUAUUGAUGUCAGUGUUAAAAAUAUAUAUAUAAUUUUUGUUAACUUUGAAGUUUCUAUUCACAAGGCAAUUUAG